Drosophila willistoni is the source of this 1440-nucleotide messenger RNA. RefSeq lists its product as uncharacterized. Bases 207 to 1343 code for a protein of 378 amino acids. NCBI's taxonomy places the organism in Eukaryota, Metazoa, Arthropoda, Insecta, Diptera, Drosophilidae. The record is from RefSeq and is a predicted model, not a curated record. The transcript has 4 exons.
ACACUAGACUGGGGAAACGUAAAUAAAAUUGUGCGCGAUCGACGGUUGUUCAAAAUAAAUAAAUAAUUUACCGUUGUCGGAGUGCGGAGAAAAGUGCACAAGAAAAAUUGCGAAAAAUAAGAAUUGGUCAACUAUAGUCGGCAAAAACAAAGCAGCGGGAAUUGUGAAAUUAAAAAAGAAAAGGGCAAAAAUACACAGUGAUAAAAAUGUUUGCAAUUCCGCGACCCUCGCGGUCAACUCUUCACUGUAGUUUGGCCGCUUUGACCACAGUGCUGCUAAUGGCCUGGGUACGUCCACUUGGUGUAUUAUUUUUGGGACUAUUUAGCUAUUGGUUAUAUUGGACCCGUUGCAAUUUUCGUAUUGUUCCAACACCCGAGUUGAGAAAGAAAUUCGAAUUUUGGCUACAACGUGCCGAAAGUUGGCGACUCAAAUCACCCAGCAUGUUCUGUUUGGCUAGCAGCGGCUGCUUGGCCAGUUUGGCCAUACUGGGACACUUGAUAUCGGGCUCAACAUUGGUGCUAACCAUAUUGCUAUUAUCCGCCUUAAUCUCAACUAAAUACAAUUUCAAAUUGUUGCAAAUCGAGCAGAAGGAUUUCCAAUGGUCAGAGAAAUUGACAUACAAUAAUCUAGAAACUGAAGUCGAAGAUGAAUUCCUGCCCGAUGUAAAUGAAUCGAAUUUAUUUGUCUUGGAACGCGCUAGCGAUGUGGCAACAAUCAGUUCACCCAUCGAAGGUGAUGGCGAUGAUGAUGAUGAUGAUGAACGUAGCGAUGAUAUACCCUCCGAAUUGCUUAUACCCGAUGUUAUACCCGAAAUCGAUGAGCACUCCACAGAUGAGGACGAUGAACUGUCGCCAUUGGCCAAGCAUAAGGCAAAAACGACAACGACGACAAAUUCAUCGGAUAAAUUGAAUAACGAUAAAGCAACUAUGGAUUUUCGUAAAGGACACUUUAAGCGCGAUUCAUCGUUAUCGACCACCUCGUCGUCAUCGUCCUCGGAGGAGUGUCUGUCCAAGGGACUACAAUUUCCAGAUCACACAACCGUCGAUGCGGGUGGAUCGAAAUUGCCACAACUCACCUCUGCCUCCGCCAGCACCACCACCUCCGUUUCCAGCCAUCCCAAUGAGCUGGUUGCCCAGGCUCAGGCUUUAUUGCCCAGUCUGGUUAAUAAUUUGGUGCAAUGGGGAGCAGCCGCUGCAGUCGCUAAUGCGACCUCCUCCUCCUCCGCCACCAGCCAACCAACUAGUGAUGCUCAGGCGGAUGCAGUGAAACGGCGUCUGGUAACUGCCUUGGAUUCAUCCGAUGAAAGUGAUUUUGAGAUACUUGAAACAGAUGAUUUCAAGUAGAAAGGCCAAGACAGUUUUGCUGCAGCCAAGGUGAUUUCCAAGCAGACAUAUAUACAUAUAUAUAUAUACAUAUAUAUAUAUAUAUAUAUAUACACAC